AUGGGCCAGUCGGCUGGGGCUGGAUCCAUUGUUCACCACAUCACCUCGUACGGAGGAGGUGGUGGUCCUUUACCAUUCCAGCAAGCGAUAACUCAGAGUCCCGGCUGGGUUCCCGUCUUUUCGGAGAAGCAGCAAAAGGCCACAAGGGAACAAUUCCUCAGAAUCCUUGGCGUGUCGACAAUUGAUGACGCCCGCAAGCUACCAUCUGAUAAAUUGAUCGCGGUCAACGCAUUCCAAAUUUACUACUCCUCUCCCUGGGGAUCUUUUCCCUACGGCGAAGUUACCGAUGGCGACUAUGUGCCUGACUAUCCGUGGAAAUUGUUACUUGAGCAAAAGUUUCAUCGCAGUCUGAACAUCAUGACUACGCACACCCACGACGAAGGACUUCUGUUCACAGGCCCGGAGUCGCUCAACGGUGACGCAUUUGAAUCGGCCGUUCGGAGUUACGUUCGAAUCUCGGAAGAAACUGCCCAUUACAUCGCCAAUGUUCUGUAUCCUCCAUCAUACGAUGGCUCCUAUGGCUAUACAGAUAGUGUACAGCGCUGGGCCCUCUUUGUUGGGGACUGGGGCUUGACUUGUAACGUUGACCACCUGCGCCGCGCAUACGAUAAUCAAACCUACGCAUAUCAGUUCAGCAUUCCCCCAGCCCUGCAUGCCGAGGAUAUUCCAUACACCUUCUACAAAAGGGGAUCGACACUCAGCAGUAUCUUUUUCAAUCGCCCUGUGGCCAAUGUCACUGUGGCGUCCGCAAUGCAAGACUGGAUCACGAGCUUCGUCCUUUAUGGUGAGCCGAAGUCCAAGCUCGCGCCAACCAUUCCUCGACAAGGCCCAUCUGCCCAGCUUAUUGACACUCGUAUUGACUCAUUCGGGUUAAUUCACGAUCGCACGGAUGGCCCACGCUGUCAAUUCUGGCAGACGGUGCAAUAUGAUGCGUGA
Penicillium olsonii is the source of this 936-nucleotide messenger RNA. The record is from the annotation of a GenBank genome assembly. NCBI's taxonomy places the organism in Eukaryota, Fungi, Ascomycota, Eurotiomycetes, Eurotiales, Aspergillaceae.